Punctularia strigosozonata HHB-11173 SS5 is the source of this 1816-nucleotide messenger RNA. RefSeq lists its product as uncharacterized. Gene Ontology annotation, molecular function: protein O-acetylglucosaminyltransferase activity. Gene Ontology annotation, cellular component: endoplasmic reticulum. The record is from RefSeq and is a predicted model, not a curated record. Bases 66 to 1622 code for a protein of 518 amino acids. Gene Ontology annotation, biological process: protein O-linked glycosylation via mannose. The transcript has 6 exons. NCBI's taxonomy places the organism in Eukaryota, Fungi, Basidiomycota, Agaricomycetes, Corticiales, Punctulariaceae.
CCGCCUUUCUCUCCCUCCUUGGCCUCGGCGACGACGAGCGCGCCAUCGCCCUCCUCAGCAACCAUAUGGCGCCGACGUGGCUCACCGAGACGAGCGCGCCAACACGGCGUGAGCUCGUUCUGACAGCGGCCUUACUCGCCUUCCUCCUAUACACCUUCACCGGCUCGCGCAUCGACCCGCACGCAGCGCAAGGCCUCAUUCGCGAUGAGGAUCUGGUUGUGGACUCUGAAGCCACCAAGGAGGUUGCGCUUGCCCCGGAGGAUACGGUGUUGCGGUGGACACCUGGGAAGGGCGACAUCCCCCGGACGAACGUCGUAGCGCAUGUUCCAGGCUGGACGAUUUUCGACCGCCUGUAUGCACUGAACGGCACGCUCUACGUCGUGACGGACAACAUCACCGCCGUCCCGCCCCGCAAGCUGAUCAUCUCGACCGCUGUACCGAUACACAAUGGCAAAGUCGAGGAGAUGCGUCGGGCGCCGACAGACCGCGAGAUGCAAUAUAUCACGCCGAAACAGGCCGAAAAGCUGUUCGGCGCAGACGGGCUCGCCAGCGCGGACCGCGUUGACGGUGUCACUUGGUAUGCCAACGACCCGCCGCAGUUCAUCACGCAUUACUACCACUUCUCCGCCGAACUCUUCUUCGGCUUUUGGCGAACGUACUCCUCGCUCGACCCGCUCAUCCCCUCCACCGGGGUCACAUCUCUCCCGCCCCCGCGACGGAUGCUGUUCGCGCACACGGACUCGGACCGCUGGCGCGACUACGCGAGCAUGAACCAGUUCGUCAUCCGCGCCGCGUUCCCGAGUAUCACGAUGGAGUUCUCGCACGACUGGGAGGCGCGCAACGCGUUCCGGAUCGCAGACACCGAGAUCUGGAGCAACGACACCAGCACCGCCGUCGCGGGCGGUAAGCGGCAGGCACAGGUGAAGUACGCGGCGAACGGGGACGGCAUCGGGAGGCCGAUCGUGUUCGACCGCGUCGUGCUCGCGGAUCGUGCGGCGGCGAUGCAUGGAUACAACUUCUUGCGCACGCAGCGAACAGCGUCGGCGCCAUUCGCCUUGCCGGGAUCCGUGCACUGGUGGGCUGCUGUGCGAGGCAACAUCAUGCGGUAUUCGGGCGUCGGCGAUCACGACGCAGACAAGCCCGUGAUCACGUACAUCUCGCGGCAAGACUGGGGUCGUCGUAUGCUGAUACCGGAAGAUCACGAACGCCUGAUGCAGGAACUAUACAAGCUACGCGACGAGCGCGGGUACGAAGUCAACGUCGUCAGCAUGGACAAGUUGUCUCGCAUCGACCAGCUCAUCCUCUCCGGACGUACCACAAUCAUGAUGGGCGUACACGGUAACGGCUUGACGUCGCUCGUGUGGAUGAAACCGAGCGCAAAAUCCACCGUCAUGGAAUUCUUCUACCCCGGCGGCUUCGCGCACGACUAUGAGUGGACGACGCGCGCUCUCGGCAUGGUUCAUUACGGCUUCUGGGGCGACCGGGCAUUCACCCGCCCCAACACACCGCCCGUCGCGUACCCACCGGGCUUCCAGGGCAACGAGAUACCGAUUGACGGCGUGCUCGUGGCGCAAUAUUGCGUCGACCGCCUCGAGCUCGUACAGGAGCUGGACGAGUCGUAAAAUGCAUCGAGCUUCUCUCGACUCGAAGAAGGUAGAGCAUCUCACGGACAUUGUGGUGGCCAGGUAUCGGCAGUAUAUCGCUUUGCAUUCGCAUGUGUAAAUUAUAUGCACGGUUCUCUCUCAUAAUUCAUAGAGUAGCGUAUUGAAUUGGAUCGUCGGGGACUGCGUAUAUAUUUCGCUUCAAUGAAACUUGU